Aspergillus aculeatus ATCC 16872 is the source of this 5174-nucleotide messenger RNA. RefSeq names its product nuclear pore complex Nup192/Nup205 family protein. The transcript is spliced from 5 exons. Gene Ontology annotation, molecular function: structural constituent of nuclear pore. The coding region runs from base 25 to 5031 and encodes 1668 amino acids. Gene Ontology annotation, cellular component: nuclear pore; nuclear pore inner ring. Gene Ontology annotation, biological process: nuclear pore organization. Lineage: Eukaryota; Fungi; Ascomycota; Eurotiomycetes; Eurotiales; Aspergillaceae. The record is from RefSeq and is a predicted model, not a curated record.
GCAAGAGCAAGCUUCCUGCCAGGCAUGGAGGACACAGAUACUGUUGCAAGCCUUCGAGGCUUGAAUCAGGAUUUGCAAAACCUCUCGUCAGCUUUCGUUGUCAAUAUCGAGCGUCUCCGAGUUGAAUUGGAGACUCACAUUGAAGACUUCAAGAAGCUCCUCGACAAACCCACGAAAAACAAUGCAAGCCGACAAUCCGUUCUCUCAGGGAAGGUAACGAUUGGCAAUGUCGAAUACUCCAUCAACCAGGAUUUUCAACAAGGUGUACUCCAGCUUGCGGAUACCCUGAAUAUCGAUGAACUCGAAGCUGCGUUCUUAUUCUUCGAUGCGCAAGUCGAGGCCCAAUCACUCGACAGGCCCCUUCUCAAUGUUGCGAUCAUGCGCUUUCACCAGCGCCGGCAGUUCUUGCUUGACUCGUUGCGCCUUAUUCUCCAGGAAUCAUUCGAGGUGGAAAGGGAAACAAACCAAAUAAUCAUGCAGGAAAUGAUGGCUCACGUGGUUGAGAUCAAGAACGGUCCUUUGCGAAAUGCUUCAUUAUACACCCGAAAAUGCAUGACUGCCAUGGUGGAUGUGGAGAAGUGGCUUGCGCUCCUCGGCGAUCAGGCUCAGAAGGCGACGCUUGUCGGUCAGAUCGAAGAUGCUGAUACCAUGGAGCUGCUAGAGUUCCAGCGCAACAGCCUACUGCAGCAGCAUGAAACGCUUGGCGCCGUUCUAAGCUACCUUUUCAAAGGCCCUUAUACCAGCCCUGAAGACCUUCGAGUUCUCGUGAAGCAUCUCCGAACCCUUGAUCGCUUCGACAGUCUAGUCGUUCACUAUAUCCCAUGCAUCGUAUCUGCCUUUGAGCAACACGGCUCCCCUGAAAAAUCGAGCUCCUAUCAAGAAGCCAAAAGUCUGCAUAAGGAGAUCGUCACUACAACGGUCGCUCAAGAGUGGAAGCUGCCCACUUUCCAUUCUGCAAUCAUUACACUCUGGCUCGCAAUAUUCAGCGCUUGGGACUUCGAUGCCCCGUCCUCGCCUGUGCAGGGAGUGGAACCCGAGAAAGACGCAGAUGAGCGUACAGCUUUGUUCAUGACAGCGCUGGAUGACGGCGGACUCGAUCUCCUGCUUACAGUCUGUUAUGGUAUCAAUAAUGAGGAAUGGGCAGAUCCAGCUCGCAGUGAGUUGGUAGCUUUGCUUCUGAAAGAGGUUGCUUCAGCAAUGCUCGAGCUAGACCAGUGCUCCGAGUUUCUGAAGACCCUUCUCAUGGAGAGCUUCGAGCUUUUUUCUGAGGCCUGCAUCGCAAACAUGCCGGAUGCUGUUCGCAUGUUGAAAACCGAAGAAGACUCUCAACGGCUUGAUCACCUCACAGCUCUUCGAGAUGGCUUGACCUCCACGCCUCAUCGUGGCGUGGUCGAAGCUCGCACACACCUUGAGUCUUUCUUGAUGAUCAUGGCUUUUGCGUUCGAACAACGGCCUGACGCCGCGCAGGAGUUUUGGGCCGAUCCUGACUCAAACUUGUACGGCUUCCUCCAGUGGGCCUCUAAGCGACAAACCGUUCCUAGGGUCAGCGCUUUCUGUGAACUGCUAUGUUCCAUCUCUGUAGGCGAAGACAACGCCACUGCAGCCCACCGAUUUCUCUCCGAGGAGGACAAAUUAUUUUCUGCCAAGUUCAAGCGGUCGACAUCUAUGAAUUGGACGCAGAUGUUCGCUGAGCUAGAGUUGUACGCCGAAAGAGUCACGAACAAGCAGCCAGCAUCACAGGCAGUCCUACGCUCGAGGAAGUUGAAUCCAGCUGAUAUGAGUGAGCCCGAGAGUCCUGUGAUGCUUACAUGCUACCUCAGGCUCUUGGAGCAUCUGUGCAGACAGAGCGCUUCUAUUAGAGAUUGGCUACUUCACCACCCAUCCUUCAACGUCGUCGGCACUUUGUUGAUGCUUUGCAGUGGAUCGGUGCCCACACAUCUCAGGGCCAAUGUUUUCACAGCCCUCGCAGCUCUCAUGACUGAACGAACCGCCCACAAUGGCAACGAGAUGUGGCUCUCUAUCGAUCAGUGGAUUUCCAACCCGAAUACUGCCGGUAUUGCUAAAGCUCCUGUGAAUAGCAAUGCGUUUGCAUGGUAUGAGCAGCAAAUCUUUCGGAACAUUGGUGAGCGUUUCGAUCAAGCCAAUGCUUUUGUCACUCUGGUCUCCUCACUUGUUACGCCUACUCCUGAGUCCGCCGAAUUUCAUCUUUCGUUGCCCUUCCCGGAGAAUCUCGGCUCUUCCUACCGCACGGCUGGCAUCGAGCCAUAUGUUGAUUUCAUCAUGGGCCACGCUCUAGCAAGAAAAGUCCCUGAUAUGAAUGAGCGCCAGACUCGGUUGUUGACCCUUAAUUGUUUGGAGUUUGUAGCGUGCUGUCUCAAUUCGUUCAAUGAAAAUCUGGUAACCGUCUUAAGUCAGCCGUCAGUGUCACCAGAUUCUGCUUUCAAGUCUUCGACAAUGGUGACAUACAUUCGUCUUCACCCCUUCGCGCGAGUUGCAGAAUGGUUGUUCAACGAAGAUGUCAUCAAAUCUCUGUUUGCCACAGCCCAACAAGAUGUGAACGAGGUCGCCAGGGCAUCGCCAGAUUCCACGCUCGUCCUCUCCUUGCUGAGAAGCUUGAAUGUCAUGAAUAUGAUUCUUGACCUUCAAUCAACUUAUUUCAACAUUGUCAGACCGAUGAUCAGGUCACAAGCGGAUGCCAAUAGAACGACCGUGGCCAACUCUUCCCUUGCGGCCUUUGAAGACAGCAUUCUGAACAACUUGACCAUUGUACCUGCACUGUGUCUUUACUGCAGUACCGGGCAUGAGGAGCUCACGGUCAUGUCCAUGACACUGUUAGAGAAGCUGUCGAGCUCCCCGAAGCUGAAUAAAGUCACAUCACCUGAAUUGUCUAAAUGGCGAUCCUCGAACAAAAUCGUCGAGAUCCUCAGCUCCGAGGUAGACUUGGACAACCUAGCACGGCCUCUCACACAUCAAAUGGAAGUCGAUGAUCGGGAACUGGAGGCUGGCGAUAAGUCCCCGGCCUACAUCAUCAGGAAAAGCCUUCUAGCACUUCUGAAUGGCUGUCUUGGAUCGAUAAGCGAUAGGCCAACGAUAGCCCACCUCCUUCUCGGUUUCAAUAGCAUAGGUAGUCUUCUUGACGUCUCCCCUGAUGGCAUGUUUGCCAACAAGAUGUCCUUGCUGCAUGCCAUCAUCCAAUUCGUGCAAGACUUUCCUGGUGCAAUGGAUGGCAAUAUUCUUCCCUGGCUGAUACAAAUGAAGCGUAUGGCGUUCCAGGUUCUGAAGAAUCUUUGGUCAUCGAAGAUAUCGUCGUAUUUCACACUUGCUGAGAUGCGUGGCUCCCGGUUCCUCGCCAAUAUGCUCGCUCUUCAGCCAAUAAUUGGACCUCACACGUCAUGGGAUGGUUUGCCAAUCAUUGCGGAUGAAUUCUGGCUAGCAGAGUCAACCUCAGCUUACGCGGAAUUCUUACUCCUCAGAAGCUUCUUGUUCGAUUACGCCGCGAUAGAGAUUCGCUCGGCUGCUAAGCUUGGAGCACCGACUCUUCAAGCCGAACUUAUCUCCACCCUAUUCGGCACCUCAACGUCGGAGACGGGAGAGACCACAGUAAAUCCUUCUGUGUUUGAUCUUUUCGACUUUGCCGACCUAGACAUUGCGCGUUCCCUACCUAUGCCUGAUCUCCUUGUCCUCGAGGGCCUUGACUUUGAUGUGUGUGCGAGACCAGAGGCAGACCGUUCCUUGGUCCUAUACAAUAUGGCCGAGGUAGUGGAGUUGAUUCAGGUGAGAAAAGAGGAAAUGUUCGCUAGAGGACAGUUACACGAGGAACAAUUUAUUGCUGAGGCCGAAAGUCUCAUGCUGUUCAUAGAAGCAACGAACCGGCUCCGACAGAUCACGUUCAACCGCUUCUUGGCCCUUCGAUCCUGGGCUGAGCUGAUCACAACCAUGCUUUCCUCUGCAGAGAUCGAAGGUGGCCGACGAACUACCUUCAUUCUACACUCACUCCAACUCAUUCUACCCAAACUUGAAGCCGCUAUUCAGAAUGAUAUGCCGGAGGCGUUAGAGCUGGCAAGACUUACCGAGACAUUGGUUAGCAAGCUGGAGUCUUCUAGCUCCGAAUCUCCCAAGCCAAACUUAAACCUUGCGCGCAAGGGCGGCGAUGUGCUUGAUGAGAAGCUUCACCAGAUGUUCCAUAUUUGCGUGCGCGGCGUGAUCAUGGCUACUGGAAAUGUCAGUCUCAGGGAGAGUCUUUACAACAUAUGUUCACAUUAUGUUGCCCGCAUCGUUUCAUCCAACGCGGCUCAUGACCUUAUUAAAAAUCAAAGCCAGCAGAUCAUCAAGGCAACCGGCCAUGCCCUGGUCGAAGCCAUUUGCGAUGAUGCAUAUGCUGGACAGGAGACAUGUCGUGUCUCGGCUGUUCUAUGUCUCAAUCUGCUGGCUGUCUUAGAUAGACAGACGGAUCCAGUUUUGGUCGAAUUGAUAGCGCAGACGAACUACCUAAGCCUGUUCCUCGACGCAAUCCGAGUAUUGCCAGUGGAACUGAGGAACACCCAAGCAAGCGAUACGCCACUUCUAUUGUCUUACUAUCAAUCUCUGCUGUCUCUGUUCCAGGAGCUGUGUCAAACAAAGGUUGGGGCCACGCAUGUCUUGAGGACUGGUCUCUUCCAAGCCGUGCGCGAGUCGCAGCUGUUUGCCGCCGACCCUGAUCUUGGAAUUGAUAUUGACAACACCGAUGCUCUACGCAAGUAUUACGAACUGCUUGAUGCCUGUCUUCGGGUGAUUGUCUCAGCGGUGUUCUCUCGCGGACUUCACAACGAGCAGAUGAUGGAACAAACGCGCACGUUCCUCACCGAAAACAGACAAGGCAUGGUGGGCAUCUUCAAGCGAUUUGCUCGGAUUAGCGGCACUGGUCAUGCGGAUCAUCAAGGCACCUUGGGGAGCCUUGUCAAGUCUUACAUGGCGCUCAUUACCGCCACCGACUUUCUCGAUUUCGAAGAGAUGGAACUUGAGGAACGCACAGGGGAGCCGUCGUUCUCAUGAGCCGGACCUCUUGUGAGUCGGGUAGCUGGACAAGCUAUGGGAUUUCUUUUUGAUAAGAUUUUGAUGUAUAUGAACAUGUUUAUCAGCCGAUAGCGCGUACUAAAUCUGCUCAGGAAUGAGACAUUAGAGGGUGGACUUUUUAC